Molecule: messenger RNA, 1220 nt
Organism: Raphanus sativus (radish)
Lineage: Eukaryota; Viridiplantae; Streptophyta; Magnoliopsida; Brassicales; Brassicaceae
Product: probable calcium-binding protein CML49
Exons: 5
Coding region: 74-1033 (319 amino acids)
Molecular function (GO): calcium ion binding
Source: RefSeq, a predicted model, not a curated record
CUCUACCAUUACACAACAAAACUUACGCAUUAAGAACAUCUUCUCCACUUUCUCUUCUUUGAUCUCUCUCAUCAUGUCUGGUUACCCUCCUUCGAGCCAAGGCUACGGUUACGGCGGCAAUCCACCACCACCGCAACAACAACCCUACGGAUCCUCCGGCAAUCCACCACCGCCUCAACCUUACGGAUCCUCCAACACCAACCCUCCUCCCUACGGAUCCUCAGCUUCCUCGCCCUACGCCGUCCCCUACGGCUCUCAGCCUCCACCUUCCUCCGCUCCCUACGGCGCACCGCCGCCGUCCGCGCCCUACGCGGGAGAUCACAAGCCCCACAAAGACAAACCUCAGGCCGCCUACGGAUCUUCUCCCGGCGGCUACGGAUCGUCGGCCGGUGGUUACGGUGGCUACGGAGCUCCUCCUCCGUCGGGACACGGAGGCUACGGAGCUCCUCCUCCUCCUCAGCAGGGUGCUUACGGAAGCCCGUUCGCGUCUCUGCUACCGUCGGCGUUUCCUCCGGGAACGGAUCCGAACGUCGUGGCUUGCUUCCAGGCGGCGGAUCGGGACAACAGCGGCUUCAUCGACGAUAAGGAGCUUCAGGGGGCGCUCUCUUCGUAUAAUCAGAGCUUCAGCAUGAGAACUGUUCAUCUCCUCAUGUAUCUCUUCACCAACAGCAACGUCAGAAAGAUCGGACCGAAAGAGUUUACUUCACUUUUCUACAGUCUUCAGAGUUGGAGGACAAUAUUCGAGAGGUUUGAUAAAGACAGAAGUGGGAGAAUCGAUACAAACGAGCUAAGAGAUGCACUCUUGAGCCUCGGGUUUUCAGUGUCUCCUGUGGUUUUGGAUCUGCUCGUUUCUAAGUUUGAUAAAAGUGGAGGCAGGAACAGGGCUAUUGAAUAUGACAACUUCAUCGAGUGUUGUUUGACUGUAAAGGGGCUGACUGAGAAGUUUAAGGAGAAGGAUACGGCGUUAUCAGGAUCAGCUACUUUCAACUACGAGGCCUUCAUGCUCACUGUUCUACCAUUCCUCGUCGCUUAAGUUCGUUGCCCUUAUGGAGCUUUUGGGAAUAAUUUGUUUGUAGUUGAAUUCUGAGGAGUUUUGCUCUUUUACCUUUCUUAUCGACUUUGCUUUUGUAAGAUUUGGAAGUGGCUCUCUCUGUAUGAGCAUUUAAACAAGUGUUGUGGGAUAAAUUUGACUCUUAAAAAUGGACAAGAAUCAUUCCAAA